CAAUUCUUCAUAGACUAGUCCACGUACGCAUUGUCUGUGCACUAUUCUUGGCGAAGCAAUUCAGAGCCGAAAUCGCCGGAUGCCAAUCUCUUUUCUUUUCUUUUCCUCUCUCAGCCCAGACAAUUUUCGCUCCGAAUAAUAGUGGGCCCACCCCAGCACGUCAUCCCGAUUAAAGGAGUGACUCUUUUUUUCUUCUUCUCUCCCUUUGAAAUAACUCUUCGAGGCGUUGACUACAAAAACUUUCGCUUUUCAAAGACGCCAUUGACCUCACGACCGUUGGAUUGUAACGAACCGCGUUAUCGACGUUGGGAACGACUUUUUCGAGAGGGAAUACGUUUCGGCAAUACUUCCGAAUCUCGGUCAAUAUGCCCGACUCUGGUAGCGAUAACCCCGAAGCUGGGCCAAAGGGAGAGACAAAGAGCCCUGUGGUCAGCAGAUUCACGACGGAGAUUGAUACGCGAUGGGGUGAUAUUCUGCUUCUCAUUUGCUUCUUCGUGGCUGGUCUCGUUGACAGCGCUGCGUUCAACAUGUACGGCUGUUUCGUCAGUAUGCAAACAGGAAACACAAUCUUUGUUGGUCUAGGCGUCAGUCAUCAACCCGAAAACCUUCCUGGGAAAGCAUGGUCUCGCUGUUUUCUCGCUAUUGUCUGCUUUGCCCUUGGAGCUCUGUUCUUCUCCAGCUUCCAUCGAUUUUUCGGACCUCAGAAGCGUUGGGUCCUUAUCACGUCAUUCCUCAUCCAGGCUCUUCUCACUGGUCUGGUCGCUAUCCUCGCUACGACCGGCGCAGUUUACAACCAUCCCCACGGUCGGGAAACAGUGCACGAGAAUGGCUGGAUUAUCGAGAGAGUCCAGGACUCAUUCCCAGCAACUGACUACGCUGCCAUUAUCAUCCUCGCUUUCCAGAGUGCAGGCCAGAUUGUCGCCAGCCGUGUCCUCAAGUACAACGCCAUGCCUACAAUCGUCCUGACAAGUUUGUACUGCGACAUGAUGAGCGACGCAAAGCUCUUCACUGCACCUAUCAAUGACAAUGCCGAUCGAAACCGAAGGGCUACUGGAGCUGUACUUCUCUUCGCCGGCGCUGUUUCUGGUGGUUUCUUGUCAAAGUCUUGGGUUGGAUUCGCUGGAGCUCUUUGGAUCGCUGCGUUCCUCAAGCUGUGCAUCACUUUCGCAUGGAUCCUCUGGAAGCCCAAGUCCUCCAACAAAUAGACGAAUGUAAUCCAAAAUGGUCGAAAAAGGUCGAAUUAUGGUAUGCCUUGUGGCGCGUUUAGAUGUGAGCAUUGAUAUCCAAUAUCUAGAUGUAUUAGAUGGUUAGAAGUUUAUAGAAUUGAAUAGAAUAGUAAUUAAUUGGAGAAUUUGAUAUCUUUUCUCAGAAACCGA
Molecule: messenger RNA, 1376 nt
Organism: Fusarium verticillioides 7600
Lineage: Eukaryota; Fungi; Ascomycota; Sordariomycetes; Hypocreales; Nectriaceae
Exons: 3
Coding region: 366-1205 (279 amino acids)
Source: RefSeq, a predicted model, not a curated record